This is a messenger RNA of Ochotona princeps (American pika), 2019 nucleotides long. It is a transcript of the gene SHE, whose product is annotated as Src homology 2 domain containing E. The record is from RefSeq and is a predicted model, not a curated record. The coding region runs from base 398 to 1906 and encodes 502 amino acids. Gene Ontology annotation, molecular function: phosphotyrosine residue binding. The transcript is spliced from 6 exons. NCBI's taxonomy places the organism in Eukaryota, Metazoa, Chordata, Mammalia, Lagomorpha, Ochotonidae.
GGCGCCGGGGACACUCGGCCGCCUCCGCUCUGUUCCCGCUCUUGUCCCUGAGAGCGUGGGCAGGGUUGUCGGGGGCUUCCGUGGGCUCGGCCUCUUCCUCCACGGGAGGAAAAGGCAAGGGGAAGCCCCCCGGCGCCGCCUCCGCCUCCGGAGAGCCACGGUGGCCCCGAGCUGAGCGCCCGCGGCCACUGAGGACGAUCCCCGGGCGGGGCGCCCGUGCGUCGUGCCUGUCGCCGUCCGUGUCCGGAGCGGCUGGCCACGCCAGCCCGUGAGGCGCCCCGGGCCGCACAGCGGACCCCACCCUGCCGGGUGUGUACGACAGCGGGCCGGGGACGCGCCGUUGAGCAGCCGUCGUCGCGGGGCCUGGCCGCGGCCUCCAGCGCUCCAGUGCUGGGGAAUGCAGUGGCCCCCGACCCCUGUCGCCUCUCCGUGUCCUGGCUGGGCCUCCUCGCUCGUCUGCGCCGCAGCCGCGACGCUCCUGAGCCGCACUGGCCAGGCACCCCUCAUGGCGGCCAAGUGGUUCAAGGAGUUCCCCCUGAACCUGAAGACCGCGUCGGAGCGGGCCAAGCCGGGGGGCGCGGGCGGUGCUGGAGGAGGAGGUGGUGGCGGCGGUGGGAGCGGCAAACUGCGCAAGAACUCGGAGGCGAGCGGCGCGGGGCCGGCCGCCGCCAAGGGCCGCAAGAACUCGGCGGCGGAGCUGGGGGGCGGCGGCAGGGCUGGCAGCGGCCCCACCAAGGACAGCCGGCUGUCCCGGGACAGUCUGCAGGGUCUCAUUCAGGCGGCCGCGGGCAAGGGCCGCAAGAACUCGCGGACCCCGGAGGAGGAGCCCCAUCGCAGUGUGGCCAAGAGCACGGGCUGCAGCACCUACAUCAACAGGCUCAUUAAGGUGGACACCCAGGAGAAGAAUGGCAAAAACAACUACUCCAGCAGCAGCAGCAGCGGCAGCAGCUCCUCCUCCGCGUCCUCUUCCCCUUGUUCCCUGGGCCCUGAGCUGGACAAGGGCAAGAUGGCCAAACAGCAGGACACGGUCAUCAUUCUGGAAGACUACGCUGACCCUUAUGAUGCCAAACGGACCAAGGGCCAACGGGAGGCAGAGAGAGUCGGGGAGAAUGAUGGCUACAUGGAGCCAUACGACGCCCAGCAGAUGAUCACAGAAAUCCGGCGCCGCGGCUCCAAGGACCCCCUGGUGAAGGCCCUUCAGCUGCUGGACGGCCCCUGCGAGCCCGCGGAGAGCAACGGCGCCAAGGCGGAGGCGGCCAAGAGACGGAGCUCCAAGGAGCUGCUGGGCAAGGCGCCGCAGCUCUACGACACGCCGUACGAGCCCGCCGACGGCAAGGCGCGGCCGCCCGACAGCCGGCUGCCGGAGAACGACGAGCGGCCGGCCGCCGAGUACGAGCAGCCCUGGGAAUGGAAGAGAGAGCAGAUCGUGCGGGCGCUGUCAGUCCAGUUUGAAGGAGCCGAGCGGCCACCUGGCAAGGAGGAACCGGCGAGGCAGCACCACCGGCAGAAGAGCUGGACCCAGAAAAUCCUGAAGCCAGCCCUGUCUGACCAUGGCGAGGGGGAGAAGGUGGACCCGGGCCUGCCCCUGGAGAGGCAGCCGUGGUACCACGGCGCCAUCUCCCGGGCCGAGGCCGAGAGCCGGCUCCAGCCCUGCAAGGAGGCCGGCUACCUGGUUCGAAACAGCGAGUCAGGGAACAGCAGGUACUCCAUUGCACUCAAGACCAGCCAGGGAUGUGUCCACAUCAUCGUGGCCCAGACCAAAGACAACAAGUACACGCUGGACCAGACCAGUGCCGUGUUUGGCAGCAUCCCGGAAGUGGUGCACUACUACUCCACCGAGAAGCUGCCCUUCAAAGGCGCCGAGCAUAUGACCUUGCUUCAUCCCGUGCACAACAAGCUGCACUAAGACUGGUCCUGGUCACGCCAACGCCCCCGCCGCUCCCCGGGGCUCAGGCCUCCCCCCACCCCGACCCCAGCCAGCUCCUCUGGGAUAGUAGCUGGUGGGAGUGGCCUGGCCCA